UAUAAAUACGCUGGCGUAGGCAGAGGUAUGCGGCAUCUUUCAGCGUCCAGCAAAUCUCCAGCUCCCACCCAUCCGCAAAACCUUCAUGCCUAAGGCUAGCACGUCCAAGGUAGCGGUUGCUUCAGGCAGCCAAAUGCGAUCUGGCAAGGCUUCUACAUCCGACGGGGAUGCGCAGUUCACUCGAAGCGACGACAGAUCCGAGUACGACAUAUUCACCUCCGGUUGUGCUUCUGCUGCCCACCUUCUGACCUUGGUGCGCGUCGCGCUCUUGCGCGACGAUCUUACGAAGAUUUACGGAAUCGACAUGACGGAUGUCCUCCCCAUUGGUGAGGACGCUGUGCUCAAGCGCAUCGUCGAUAAAGCGUUCCAUCAUCCUAUCACUGCCCAUCGCCUGCGCCUGCUCAUCAUCCGAGGCAACAACACCGACCCCAUCGUCCGAACAGAGCUCGCGGAUGUGCUGCGUGCGCUCGAGCUGCCCCACCUCAAAGCUAUCAAGAUCCUUCGUCCUGGGUUUUCGUGCAGAUACUUUGAGGAGGCAGUCUACCUUCUGCUCUUCAAGGCUGGGAAGAAGGGCGUUCUCAAGCACGUUUCAUUACAGUGGAACUGCACCUAUGGCGCCGGGCUCACGAGGUACCUCGAAUCCUCCGCAACAGCCAACCUUGUCACCCUGCGCCUGCAGACCAACGCGGACGUGCGGACUCGGAUUACUGACGCCCUUGGGCGCGGUCACCGCUUUCCCAAGCUACGUCGGUUGAGCCUAGUCCACAUCCAAGGGCUUACGCCCGCGCUGCUGCUCGACACGCUUCAGACCCGUUUUGAUCGUGGCCUGAGGAACCGCCUCGUCGUCGAGAUCACUGGUGAGGUGCCCAAGGCCGUUGUAAAGGCAGGUCGUGAAAUCAACGUCGUUUUCCGCUCUGUUGGAGAGACCCUCCUCGAGAAAGCCCAAGACCUCUAA
This is a messenger RNA of Schizophyllum commune H4-8, 955 nucleotides long. RefSeq lists its product as uncharacterized. Lineage: Eukaryota; Fungi; Basidiomycota; Agaricomycetes; Agaricales; Schizophyllaceae. The record is from RefSeq and is a predicted model, not a curated record. The transcript has 2 exons. Bases 86 to 955 code for a protein of 289 amino acids.